Nylanderia fulva is the source of this 993-nucleotide messenger RNA. RefSeq names its product aprataxin (gene Aptx). The record is from RefSeq and is a predicted model, not a curated record. Gene Ontology annotation, molecular function: single-strand break-containing DNA binding; mismatched DNA binding; single-stranded DNA binding. Gene Ontology annotation, cellular component: nucleus. Lineage: Eukaryota; Metazoa; Arthropoda; Insecta; Hymenoptera; Formicidae. Gene Ontology annotation, biological process: single strand break repair.
ACACUAUACAAACAGCUCUUUUCGGAACACUACUGCAAUCAGCUGAUUUCUUGCGCGAUGUGUUUAUGCCAUUUUUUAAAUUAGUGUAUUUUAUAGUAUAUAUUAUUUUAUUUGUAUUUUUUAUUAUCAUAAAAUGUAUAUAAUUGAGGAAAUGCUACGGCUUGCAAUCAAUGUACAAAAUAAUAUAUAAUAUAAUUCAGCAAUUAACAUCGUUUGACACGAGCUUGACACAUAGAAAGGUUAGAAGAAGUAAUCUCUUAACUAACUGGCAAUAUAAAGUGUCAAAAUUAUCAGUGAUAAUGAAACGUAAAGCCGAAUCGAAUACAAAUAAACCAGCGACUUUAAAUAAAAGUCACUGGUCUGCUGGUUUACUUAAAUCAAUGGAGGAUCCUGAAAGUAUAAUCAAGGAAGAUGACAGAAUAGUUGUUAUUAAAGAUAAAUAUCCUAAAGCACAAUUUCACUAUUUGGUUUUACCAAAAGAGAAUAUACUUUCCAUAUGGCAAGUGAAAAAGAAUCAUCAAGAUUUAUUAAUGCAUAUGCAUGACAUUGCUCGUGAUCUUGUAGAAAAUCAAACAGAUCAUGAAUUCAUCAUAGGAUAUCACGCGAUGCCAAGUAUGCAAAGAUUGCAUUUACAUGUAAUAAGCACGGAUUUCAAUAGUCCUUGUCUCAAAACCAAGUAUCACUGGAACUCAUUUACGACACCAUUCUUUAUGCAUUCGUCAGAUGUAUGCCGUCAACUGCGCGAAGAAGGAGAAAUUAAAAAAGUUUCUUCGGAGAGAUCCAAAGAUUAUUUAAAUACGCAAUUAAAAUGCCAUAAAUGCGCAAUACAACCGAAAAAUAUGCCAGAUUUAAAAAGGCAUAUAUUAACACAUAUUGAUAAACAAAAACAAUAAACUACUGAAUGUAUAUAAAAUAUUUAUAAUGUAACAUUUUUCUCCUCGAUGUAUUAUUUCUAGAAAAAAUAAAUUAUGAGAUAUAUAAAUGUAUAAUUUA